Monodelphis domestica (gray short-tailed opossum) is the source of this 1340-nucleotide messenger RNA. RefSeq names its product interferon-induced transmembrane protein 1-like. Gene Ontology annotation, biological process: response to interferon-alpha; type I interferon-mediated signaling pathway; response to type II interferon. The record is from RefSeq and is a predicted model, not a curated record. Lineage: Eukaryota; Metazoa; Chordata; Mammalia; Didelphimorphia; Didelphidae. Gene Ontology annotation, cellular component: plasma membrane.
UCCCCCACCCCUAGGAUGUUUCUCUCCUCUCUCUCGCUUUGCAUUGUGACUCCCUUCCUCUCUGUGCCUGUUUGUACACGUUUGAUCCCCCCUUCCCCCCCCCCUUCCCCAGUCAGCACUCGGCCAGGCUCCGGGCCUUGCGCUGGAAUCGGGCUUAGAAAGGGGCAGCUCCACCUCGCCAGGCCCCGAGUGUGCCUGCGGGGCUGUCGGGCAGGUGGCCCAGGACGAGGAGCCAUACAAGGUUCUGGAGCGGGAGAGGGACCAAGCCAGGAUGGACGGGAGCACCCCGCCUUCCCAGGUCAAGGAGGAGGCUAUGGGGAGGGGGGGAGGCCAGUGGAGGGACAAGGACAAGGAGACCCGGUGAGAGUCGGGGUGGUGCUGGUGCUGACUACGAGGGAUGGGGGGGGUCUUCUUCGGGGAAGGCCUCCCCCUCCGGCCGCCCAGCUCCAUUCCUGCCCUGCGGCUCCCCUUCUUCCCCUGGAUCUGGACCGCUGGUCAUCCCUCAGGGCUCAGCCGGGGGCGACCCUCUCGGAAAGCUUCCCGGAGGAUGCAGAGUCGCGGGGCGGGGCGGGGCGGGGCGGGGCGACCCGGGAGAAGCUGAUUCGGGCUACCCGAGCGGGAUCCCCGGCCCUGCCGAGCUCCCGCCCCGGCUUCCCGGGUUUCAAUUUUCCCGCAGGCGGGGCGGCCCGGGAAAUCGAAAGUUGUGGGCCGGGCGCCGGUCCAGGGUGGGAGCAUCGGCCGCGCCCCUCCUCCAGAUCUCCCGGCCCGGCGGCUUCCGGCUCAGUCUCGGCGGCUCCCCGUGCCAUGGACAGCACCCAGAGGCUCCCGCUGGGCCGCUUGAGCCGCGCUUCGCCCCCCAGCUAUGACCUGCUCCCCGACGAGGCCGAGCCCGGCGCCAGCCGGCUCUCCACGAGCGUCAGCAUCGGGCCCUGCGAGCCGGCCCCGCCGGACUUCUUCGUGUGGUCCGUCUUCAGCACGCUCUACAUGAACUUCUGCUGCCUGGGCUUCGCGGCGCUCGUCUUCUCCGUCAAGGCCCGAGACCGGAAGGUGGUCGGUGACCUGAAUUCGGCGCGGAGCUACGGCGCCACCGCCAAGUGCCUGAACAUCUUCGCGCUGGUCUUCUCGCUCCUCCUGCUCGUCGUGCUGGUCACCGCCCUGGUCCUGUGCCUCCUGGUCUUCCAGCCGCACAGAUAGCGAGGCGACCCUUCCCUGGCGGGCGAGUUCUGGGGCAACUAAGCGGGCUGGCCGGCCCCCCCGCCCCCCCUCACUCCAUGAGCUCGUGCCGGCCCCCUCCCCCGCCCCCCCGCCAUGAGUUCGUGCCGGCCCCCCCCGCCCCCCCU